CGCGCUGCAGACUCUCUCCCUGCACAUCUGAACGCUUUUCCUUACUUUAUUUGACCUUAAAACUUCCAGGAAAUCACUUAUAUACAGAUACACACACACACACACCCACACACAUAUACAUACAUGAUGCACUCGGCACAGAAAGACACCACCUUCACCAAGAUCUUUGUGGGAGGUCUUCCUUAUCACACAACGGACUCAAGUCUCAGGAAAUAUUUCGAAGUGUUUGGAGACAUCGAGGAGGCUGUGGUCAUCACUGAUCGGCAGACGGGCAAAUCCAGAGGUUAUGGAUUCGUGACCAUGGCAGACCGGGCCUCCGCUGAUCGAGCCUGUAAGGACCCCAACCCCAUUAUAGAUGGAAGGAAAGCCAAUGUGAACCUGGCCUACCUGGGGGCCAAGCCUAGGGUCAUACAGCCAGGUUUUGCAUUUGGCGUGCCUCAGAUCCAUCCAGCAUUCAUCCAAAGACCUUAUGGGCUCCCUGCUCACUACGUCUACCCUCAGGCCUUUGUCCAACCCAGUGUGGUGAUCCCUCAUGUACAACCUUCUGCUGCUACAGCAACAGCUGCUGCUGCCACUUCCCCGUACCUUGACUAUACCGGAGCAACGUACGCUCAGUACUCUGCGGCUGCUGCAACUGCUGCCGCCGCCGCAGCUGCCUAUGAGCAGUAUCCGUACGCGGCCUCACCAGCACCGACAAGCUACAUGACUACAGCAGGGUAUGGAUACGCUGUCCAGCAGCCGCUCGCCACUGCUGCCACCCCAGGAGCUGCCGCCGCUGCUGCAGCCUUCAGCCAGUACCAACCUCAGCAGCUCCAGACAGAUCGCAUGCAGUAAAAUCAUAAAAACUACUAUAAAUGAGGAAAGCAGGGGAGGUCCCCUCUUCUCAUGAAGAGUGCAAAGUUAGGAGGGGGAAAACAGUAGAAGCUGAAUGAUGGUUGUCACUCCCAGGUUUUAUCUUAGCAGUCCUUCUACCAAAGAGCCUGAAGAAAAUCACCAAAAAUGUGGAGACAACUGAGGGAUUGCUCUAUAUUUUAUUCAAGCGAGAUCAGUAUUUUGUCACUAUUGAAUAUAUUUGAAUAUUUAAUAUUUAUUCAGUAGUAGAUAUAUUUAAUGUUAAUUGAAGUAGACUCACUGGAUUGCUGAAUUGCAGAAUUUUGUGUAUAUAUAUAUAUUUCAGUGGAAUUUGUAUAAAAUUCCCAUUUACAUUUAUGUCUUAUGAUCAGGUUUCUUCCCCACUUCUUUGAAAACAAACCAAAACACUUGCAUACAGAUAUGAGAACAGCAUGUUACAUCAUCAUGCAGUUUUCAGUAUUUCAUAGUUUUGGACCAGUAUUUUGUUUGACAAAGCUAUGCAGACACUGAUAGAGAAGUUUUGUUAGGAUUGUUCUCUUUUUUUAAUAACUGUUUGGAGUGAGAUAGAUUAGACAUCCUCAGCUAGUUCAUUUUAAAAUGUAUUUUCUUGGUAGCACAUAAGACAAAAUGUUGAAGUGACAGCUGAAGCUGGUAAAAGCACUCACUUUUCUUCCCUUUUUAAAUUGCACCUCAAGUAAACUCAGCAGAAGGGAAGAAACAUUGUUGAAUGUGAAUCUUUCAUUUUGAAGAAAAUGUUUCAUAAUGUGCCUUUUAAAUUAUGCUAUUUAUGUAUUUAUUAUGGAGCCUUACAGUAAAAAACCCUUUAUUUGUGUUCAUGUAUUAUUAGUAUGAAGCCUACUACGGAACAUGUCCACAUGUGCUGCUGCAUUUCUCAUGAUCAAGAGCAUAUGUUGUUUAAGAAUGUUUAAACUUGGCUUAACAAUGGCUAUACUAUGUAUAAAGAACAAUAUAUGAGUGGAAAGGUAGCAAUAACUCCAAUGCUUUUUUUGUUUUCUGUAGAUUUAAUGUUGUCUAAAAUAUAUCCUUAAUUCUUUAAUGUCGCUUUUUAUACUUGACCAGUUUGGUAAAGGACAGUGUGACAACUGUUAACUUUUUGAAUUUUUUACAUUUGAUGUCUUUGACGUUAAAUGUUUUCUAAUGCAAGGUCAUCACCCAUUUCACCUUGCAUUUUGUAAUGCAUGACUCAAAAUAAUGCAACAAUUUAAUUUGCGAAAUAAAAGGAAAUUUACCUUCAA
Molecule: messenger RNA, 2108 nt
Organism: Seriola dumerili (greater amberjack)
Lineage: Eukaryota; Metazoa; Chordata; Actinopteri; Carangiformes; Carangidae
Gene: rbm24b
Product: RNA-binding protein 24-like
Exons: 4
Coding region: 124-834 (236 amino acids)
Cellular component (GO): cytosol
Molecular function (GO): mRNA 3'-UTR binding
Source: RefSeq, a predicted model, not a curated record